Messenger RNA from Abrus precatorius (Indian licorice), 1128 nucleotides. RefSeq names its product glycolipid transfer protein 2-like. The transcript is spliced from 6 exons. Lineage: Eukaryota; Viridiplantae; Streptophyta; Magnoliopsida; Fabales; Fabaceae. The coding region runs from base 263 to 967 and encodes 234 amino acids. Gene Ontology annotation, cellular component: cytoplasm; cytosol; membrane. Gene Ontology annotation, biological process: intermembrane lipid transfer; ceramide transport. Gene Ontology annotation, molecular function: ceramide 1-phosphate transfer activity; ceramide 1-phosphate binding. The record is from RefSeq and is a predicted model, not a curated record.
AGACCAAAGAAGCUAUUUUAUUUUACCCGAUGUAUACUAAAAUUAAUAAUUGGGUAGUGGGCAAAGCAAGAUUCACUCCUCGAUUCAACCACUUGAACAAAAUUUUGAAAUUUCUCUUAUUCUCUCUGUGUGUGCGAGCAAGUUAUAUAAUAUAUAUUUGAAACAAUUAAUUACAGUUGGAAAUUCAAGGCUUCAAGCUAGAGGAAUUUAUAAAGAAGCCCAGUUGGGUGUUGGAAGCUCCAUAUAAUAUAUAUGUUUGUGUAUGAGAGAAUUGAAAGAGGGAGAAGGGGGGAAGAUAAGGGAAAUGAAGAGGAGCAGAGAAAUAGAGAAAAGCUCAGAGAUAAACUCUGCCAUUGAAGAGCUAUCUAUGCUGGUUGUAGUUAAACCUGGAGCAAAUAAUGAGAUUGCACACAUCCCCACCAAGCCUUUCCUAUCUCUAUGUUACUUGGUUCUACAAGUUCUUGAUAAGAUAGGGCCAACAAUGGCUGUUUUGAGACAAGACAUUCACCAGAAUAUUAAGAGGUUGGAAGUGAUGCAUGAAUUGAAUCCCUCAGUGAAUUCAAAUUUGGUUGAAAUAUUGAAGUCAGAAGCUAGCAAAGGCAUCGCAAAGAAGAGGUUUAGUUGCAGUAAAGCAUUUGCUUGGCUCACUAGGUCUCUGGAUUUCUCCACAGCGUUGUUAGAAUCAUUAGCAAAAGAUCCUAAAAAGAAUAUGGAGCAAAUAGUUCAAGAGUCUUAUGCUGCAACUUUGUCACCAUGGCAUGGAUGGAUAGCAUCAGCUGCUUUCAGAGUGGCUAUAAAGCUAGUACCAGAUAGUAAAACUUUUAUGGAUCUCCUCAAGGAAAAAGAUGAAAACUGUGACACCCAAAAGGAGAAAAUGCAGAUCUUGGUUUCUUUGCUUGUGCCUUUUCUUGAGGAUAUUCAUCGUAUCAUUAAACUGUACAACUUAGACAGGCUUAAGUCAACCUGAAGAUAGAAGAACUAAUGUACAGCAUCGUGUAGUGUAUAUUUUGGUUUCCUUCCCCACUGUUUUCAUGUGAAUAACUUGUAUAGUAAAAUUUGUAUCAAUACAACUUUGUAAUUACAGUUUUGCAUUUGGGUGGUCAAUAUAGAUUUUAUACAUUAAAUUUG